AUGGUAGCUUCAGGAGUCGAGAAGCGUGUACGCAUCGCUGUUGUAGGCGGAGAGCUAGCAGGCGCCAUUCUAGUUCGAGCACUUAUGAACUGCCCAAAUCUCGAUUUACAACUUUACGAAGCGGGCGCAGAAUUUGGGGAAGAAGACACCGCUAUUGAGAUAGGGGUUGCAGGAGAGGAGGCUCUUCAAACAAUCGGUUCAGAGCUACUUAGUGUUUUGGAGAACGCGGGAGCCUCGUCGUUGAAAAGUACUAGAAUGGUAAUUUCAAACACAUCGACGUCAAUUUCAGUUGACACGGAAAUUUCUGAUCUCGCAAAUGACCUACCAGUACAUGUGGUUAGAAAGUCGUCUUUUAUCGAUGUGCUACUGGAGCCAGUGCCCUCGGCCAAUUUACACACACAUAGAUCAGUCAUUUCAAUUCACCCUUCGAAGAAUGGAGGCGUACAUCUUCAUUUCCAGGACGGAACGGCCUCGUAUGCAGAUGCUGUAGUCGGCGCUGACGGGUUUCAAGGGUAUACUCGACAGCAUGUCCUUGGCAGUGACUAUCCUGCUCUUUCUGCUGGACGGGAAUACAGAGCAUUAGUCCCUAUUGAGGAAGCGAGGAAGCUUCUCGGUGCAAUUGGUUUAACUGAAAACAGACAGUACACGUGGAUGGGAAAAGGUUGGCUCGUGAGGCUUGGUACAUUUGAUAGAGACAGAACUGCGUUUUGUAUUGCGAGCCAUAUUGACGAAAAGCCUGGUGUUAGCCAUGACCUGAGGCAAACUAAUGAUCGCACAUUCUUGGAGAAGGCUUUUAAGGGGUGGGGAAAUCAAGUUGUCAAAAAUACAAUAAUCUCGUUAUUGUUGCAACAUCCAAUCACUCCACCCUUCCCGCUUUACCAUCAUACACAUCCAAUCGCAUCGUAUAUCAAGAGCCGCGUCUGUGUCGUAGGCGAAGCAGCAAAUACUGGCUCGCACUGGGAUGGGUCAGGCCCCAGCCAAGAAAUAGAAGAUGUGUUGGUCUUGUCGGCUCUUCUCGCCGAAAUUAGGGAGUCUACUGAGCUCGAGGCUGUGUUUAAAUCGUAUGAUGAGGCAAGGAGACCUCGGAGACAGGCAUAUUCACAGGCCAAUGUCAUGAUUGAUGCCAUACUGUUUGAGAAAACCGGAGCAAAUAUUGAUCCUGAACAGUUGAGAGAAGCAUUUGCUACGACCCACGCAUCUGAACAGAAUUUUGAGAUGGAAAAGUACAAACUCGAAGCGCUGAAGUUAUACAAUAAAAUUAACAAUAGCUAA
Glarea lozoyensis ATCC 20868 is the source of this 1272-nucleotide messenger RNA. Its product is annotated as FAD/NAD(P)-binding protein. The coding region runs from base 1 to 1272 and encodes 423 amino acids. Gene Ontology annotation, biological process: secondary metabolite biosynthetic process. The transcript has 3 exons. Lineage: Eukaryota; Fungi; Ascomycota; Leotiomycetes; Helotiales; Helotiaceae. The record is from RefSeq and is a predicted model, not a curated record.